AUGUCCGAGUCAGAAACGUCCUCGAUUCCUCCCGUCGACAACCCGAGAGAAUGGAGCACUCGCAAAAAGACGCGCGUGACUCUGAUCCUUGGCCUGAUGGUGCUCUCGUUCACCUACCUCUCGACCGCAUUUGCGCUUUCGGCCAACUCGCUGCAGCGACAGUUCAACACGAGUGCAGAAGUGAUCACGCUUGGCCUCUCUCUCUAUGUCCUUGGUUUUGCGCUCGGUCCACUGCUGAUGGGGCCCUUGGCGCAGUUCAACGGCAAGCGUCCAGUCUAUGUUGUCUCGUGGAUUCUUUUCACUGCAUGCUGCUUUGUCGUCUCCGAGUCGAACAACUUGGGUGCCAUCAUGGCAUUCCGACUGUUGAGCAGCGUAGCGGGGGCAUCGGCGCUCAACAAUGUGCCCGCAUCGUACGGCGACAUGACGACCCCCGCUAAGUAUGCCCCCUUUUUCACCUGUUAUGGCUUUUCGGCGUUUGGAGGUCCGGCAUUGGGCGGCUUGGUGGGCGCCUUCGUCAACGAACGGGCGGGGUGGAGAUGGAACCUGAGGCACCAAGCCAUCUUUGUCGCUGUGGCCACCGUGCUCAGUGUGCUGUUUGUGCCGGAAACAGACCACCCGAGGCUGAAGCGACUCCACGAUGCCAAAUACGUGAUGCACGACAAGAACCAAGCAACCAGCGACAAGGCUCAAACAUCGUUGGCAGUACGACUGUCCAGCUCGUUGCACUCACUGGGCAGUGCGGUGUCUCGAUCGAUCAAGCUGCCAUUCCAGUGGCUUUUUGCAGAUCGAGUGGUGCUGGUCAUCUCGAUCUACACCUCGCUUCUGUACGCCAUCAUUUACGACUUUUUUGUCAUUAUUCCGUUUGCGUUCGUUUCGAUUCGACACUUCAAUCCCGAAUCCAUCGGGUUGAUCUACAUUGCUCUUUUUAUCGGCUUCUCGAUGGCGGCGGGCAACUAUAUUUUCCUUCAGAGCGCCAUCAAUCGACGGAUUCGGGCCAAGAGCGGCAAGACGGUGCUGCCGCCGGAGACAUCGCUGAUCCACGCCAUCUACGGUUGUGCGCUUGCUCCUGUCGGGCUGUUCUUGUUUGCCUGGACGGUGCCUUUUACGAAUGUGCACUGGAUCGUGCCUGCUAUCGGGAUCGUGCUUCUGUGCGCCGGGUCGAUGUCGGCGUUUACAGCGCUGAUCCCGUAUUUGGUUGCGUAUGGAGGCGCAUCGGCGCCUAGCGUGCUGGCAGCGGCAGGAUUCUGCCGUUCAGCGUUGGCAGCUGCAUUGCCGCUAUUCACACGGCAAAUGUGUAGGGGAAUCACAGUGCAAGGAGCGACGAGCUUGCUUGCAGGGCUAGCGUUGCUGUUGACACCGCUGCCACUGCUGCUCUACAUCCACGGCGCCAAGUUGAGAGAACACGUCAAGCAGCGGAAAGACGCAGCGGCAGCAGCCGAAGCAGCGGCAAAGGCACCUGUUGACGCUGGUGCAGCAUCGACGCCAAAGGAAAGCGCCAAGGAAGUGGCCUUGGGGGCCCAACGUAUUCCACCAGGAGGCACAGCAAGGCGCGGCGAGUCGGACUCGUCACCCGACGCAUCCUCAACUGUCUCAGACAAAGUCGCAUAG
Molecule: messenger RNA, 1608 nt
Organism: Sporisorium graminicola
Lineage: Eukaryota; Fungi; Basidiomycota; Ustilaginomycetes; Ustilaginales; Ustilaginaceae
Exons: 3
Coding region: 1-1608 (535 amino acids)
Biological process (GO): transmembrane transport
Molecular function (GO): transmembrane transporter activity
Source: RefSeq, a predicted model, not a curated record